This is a messenger RNA of Argiope bruennichi, 517 nucleotides long. RefSeq names its product probable DNA-directed RNA polymerases I and III subunit RPAC2 (gene l(2)37Cg). The record is from RefSeq and is a predicted model, not a curated record. The transcript is spliced from 5 exons. Gene Ontology annotation, biological process: DNA-templated transcription. Bases 91 to 447 code for a protein of 118 amino acids. Gene Ontology annotation, molecular function: DNA-directed RNA polymerase activity; DNA binding; protein dimerization activity. Lineage: Eukaryota; Metazoa; Arthropoda; Arachnida; Araneae; Araneidae. Gene Ontology annotation, cellular component: RNA polymerase I complex; RNA polymerase III complex.
AUUAUAUAAACAAACAGUAUCAUAAACACGAGGCUCUCUAUCAGCUUUUCAACACUUCUUUUUUUUAUAGUAACUGAGCAGGGUAAACUCAUGGAAGAGAAUACCAGGCGAUUGGAAGUGCUGUCAUCUAGUGAAGAAGACAUCACAUGCAGAACAUUUAUAUUUAGAAAUGAAGAUCAUACCUUUGGGAAUGCACUACGAUACAUUAUCAGUAAAAAUCCUGAAGUUGAAUAUUGUGGAUAUUCUGUACCACAUCCAUCAAUACAUGAUAUAAAUUUUAGAAUUCAAACAAAAGGAGCUGCGGCUACAGAUAUCUUAAAAAAAGGAUUAGAAGAUUUACAAACUUUGUGUGAUCACAUGAAUAAAACAUUUCAGAAUGCCUUAGAAGAAUAUAAAGGUACAAAGAUGGAUGGUAUUGAACAAGCUCUUCAAGAAAUGGAUGCUUAAUUGUAGUCUUUCAUAUUCUAGUUGUAUAUUUAUGUUAUUAUUUUUCUAAUAAAAAUUCUCUUAAUGAUAC